UGUGCGCUCCUGACUCAGAGGAAGCAGCGCCUGUCUGGAAUAACUUCGGCCUCGUCUGGCACAGCAACUGAUUGUGAGUCCGUGUGCGCGGUUUACUAAACUGAGGAAAACGAAUUCUUGCGACCUCAAAAUCUGAAAAUAACUUCCUUAUCUGACCCUGACAAGUUUGAAAGUGACGCACUUGAUGGCGCAUGCGCAGCAGACUAGCUAGUAGCCGCAGUAACAGCAGCAAUGGCAGACGAGAAACCCAAGGAGGGAGUUAAGACGGAGAACAAUGAGCACAUCAACCUGAAGGUGGCGGGCCAGGAUGGCUCUGUGGUGCAGUUCAAAAUCAAAAGGCACACUCCUCUUAGCAAACUGAUGAAGGCUUAUUGUGAACGACAAGGACUGUCCAUGAGGCAAAUAAGAUUUCGGUUUGAUGGUCAGCCUAUCAAUGAAACGGACACGCCUUCACAGUUAGAAAUGGAGGAUGAAGAUACGAUUGAUGUUUUCCAACAGCAGACCGGAGGCACGUCUCUAUAAGACUGUUGGCUAUGGACAGCCCUACCUCUCUCUAGUCCCUGAACACCUUUGUUUUACCUGUCUUCAAAUGUUCUCGGCUGGUGUUGAUCCCACCCAGUGGAAUAGUAGUGCAGCAGCAGAGCAGUGUGUACUCGUCUCACCGACAUUCAGACAUUAACUUGUCGGUGCAGGAAGCUGUUUAAGCUGCAGUGACUCAUUUGUGCUGAAGAUAUUAAACAAUGUCACAGUUAUUCCCUUUUUUUCCAAGAGUAAGAAAAAAGUUCAGUUGUUUUUAUACACUGUCAGGUUUGGAUUCUGAAUUUUGUCAUUGAGCCCUUGUUUCAAAUUUACUGACAUCAGUUGUUGUUGUUUAAAAUGUAUUAUUGGAAUAAAUUGACAUUUUUUAAACA
This is a messenger RNA of Nothobranchius furzeri (turquoise killifish), 911 nucleotides long. RefSeq names its product small ubiquitin like modifier 2a (gene sumo2a). Gene Ontology annotation, molecular function: ubiquitin-like protein ligase binding; protein tag activity. The record is from RefSeq and is a predicted model, not a curated record. Gene Ontology annotation, biological process: protein sumoylation. Gene Ontology annotation, cellular component: nucleus. NCBI's taxonomy places the organism in Eukaryota, Metazoa, Chordata, Actinopteri, Cyprinodontiformes, Nothobranchiidae.